GUGUAUAUAUGAGCGAGGCGAGGGUUGUUUUGGGAAUCUCGGAAGAGUUGCGGCAAGGUCGAUAGAGCAUCCUACUCUUAAAAAACCCCAUCACACCGCGGAUUUUAUUCGCUUUCGUACAAGUGUGCGGAAAGCUAGAGGACCGAGAGGCUAUUUGGAGAUUUCAUCUCUUGAUGAGUAGCGUUGGCUAGGGCUGAAAGUUGAUGCCUUUUUUUAAAUCUCUGAGAGCGUAUACUGAGACAGCUAGCAAGCCAUCCUUCUCCAUUUGUAGCUCUGCAUGUUUUGUGGUUGUGCUACCUUUUUGAGAGAGGCAGAAGUGGCAUUCGGCUUUUUCUGAAUUCGAAAGCACCGCGUUUCUCUGGGACCAACUAUCCAGACGGUCUUCCACCACUUGGGCGGUACCAGGAGUGUGAGCUGACUACUUAUAUGUCGGAAAGAACCGGGGUUUAGAAGCAGUGUAGUUUUGCUAUUGCACACGAGUUGUGCCGGACAUUUAGCUAGGAUUUUUUUCCCUUAAAGGUCCUUAAUUCACCGGUAAUAUUUGCAAUGUCGGCGCCAUCCUCCUUGCCUCCCGCCCAGGGAGAGAACCCCGCGCCAGAAAAUGAGGGUCUGGCCGUGGAUACAGGUUUGAAGCCCGCCGGCCCGACACCCAGCUCGAGUCGGUUCCAGGUGGACCUGGUGGCUGAAGCAGCCGGUGCCGCUGAUAAAACGCUCGCAUCUGGCGAUAAAGACGCUCCCGCCCCCGAAGGUUCGGAGCCAGCGGCGGGUGGCGAGGAGGCAAAGGGUCGGUUCCGGGUAGUGAACUUUGUGGAUCCGAGUGGAGCAAGCCCACCAGAAGCAGUGCCCGCUGAAGGUUUCCAGAAUGGAGACACCGUGAUGAGUGAGGGCAGCCUACAUUCUUCGACAGGAGGCCAACAUCACUACCAUUACGACACCCAUACAAACACCUAUUACCUAAGGACUUUUGGUCACAACACCAUCGAUGCCGUGCCGAACAUCGAUUUCUACCGGCAAACUGCUGCGCCUCUGGGGGACAAGCUGAUAAGACCCACCCUUUCGGAGCUGCACGACGAGCUAGACAAAGAGCCGUUUGAGGAUGGCUUCGCCAACGGGGAUGAGCUCACCCCGGCCGAGGAGGCCGCAGCCAAGGAGGCGUCCGAGCCCAAGGGAGCAGUCAAGUUCGGAUGGAUCAAAGGGGUGCUGGUGCGCUGCAUGUUGAACAUUUGGGGCGUGAUGCUCUUCAUCCGCAUGUCAUGGAUCGUGGGCCAGGCGGGAAUUGUUCUCUCCUGUGUGAUCGUUCUCAUGGCAACAGUUGUGACUACCAUCACCGGCCUUUCGACCUCAGCGAUUGCGACCAACGGCUUUGUACGAGGAGGAGGGGCGUACUAUUUGAUAUCAAGAAGUUUGGGCCCAGAGUUUGGCGGCUCCAUCGGUUUGAUCUUCGCCUUUGCCAACGCUGUGGCCGUCGCCAUGUACGUGGUGGGCUUUGCCGAAACCGUCGUGGAGCUCCUUGCGAGCGUGGAUUGCAUCAUGACUGAUGAAAUCAAUGACAUCCGAAUCGUCGGAACCAUCACAGUCAUCCUUCUCCUGGGUAUCUCCGUGGCAGGAAUGGAAUGGGAGGCCAAGGCUCAGAUUUUCCUGCUGAUCGUUCUGAUCACGGCCAUCUUUAACUACUUCAUUGGCUCCUUCAUCCCCCUCCAGUCCAAGGAGUCGCAGGGCUUCUUCGGCUACGACAGUGGGAUUAUGAUGGAGAACAUGGGUCCGGACUUCCGGGGCACAGAAUCGUUUUUCUCAGUCUUUGCCAUAUUCUUCCCUGCAGCCACUGGCAUUCUGGCCGGUGCCAACAUCUCAGGAGACCUUUCUGACCCACAACUGGCCAUUCCAAGAGGAACACUCUUGGCCAUUCUUAUCACCGGUAUUGUCUACCUGGGUGUUGCAAUUUCUACUGGCUCAUGCAUCGUGAGAGACGCAACAGGAAACGACAAUGACACGCACAGCGCCCAGAUCACGGCCAACUGCACCGACGCCGCCUGCAAGUUCGGCUACGACUUCUCCUCCUGCAAGAGUGGCGACGGCCUGUACAACUGCAGAUUUGGACUCCAGAACGACUUCCAGGUCAUGAGCAUCGUGUCUGGUUUCGGACCCAUCAUCACCGCCGGGAUCUUCUCCGCCACUCUGUCCUCUGCCCUGGCCUCUCUGGUCAGCGCCCCCAAAGUAUUCCAGGCUUUAUGCAAAGACAACAUCUACCCUGGCCUGGAGAUGUUUGCCAAGGGCUACGGCAAGAACAACGAGCCCCUCCGCGGCUACAUCCUCACGUUUUGCAUCGCUCUAGCCUUCAUCCUUAUUGCCCAGUUGAACAUUAUCGCUCCCAUCAUCUCCAACUUCUUCCUGGCCUCCUAUGCUCUCAUCAACUUCUCUGUGUUCCACGCCUCUCUGGCCAACUCGCCAGGAUGGCGCCCCAGCUUCAAGUACUACAACAUGUGGGUGUCCCUGGCUGGAGCCGUGCUGUGCUGCGUGGUCAUGUUCGUCAUCAACUGGUGGGCAGCCUUGAUGACCAACGUCAUUGUCAUGGGCCUCUACAUCUACGUGAGCUACAAGAAGCCCGAUGUGAACUGGGGCUCUUCCACUCAGGCUCUGACAUACCACCAAGCCCUGACCCACAGUCUGCAUCUCAGCAGUGUUGAGGACCACAUCAAGAACUUCAGACCUCAGUGCUUGGUGAUGACGGGCUACCCCAACUCCCGUCCGGCUCUGCUCCACCUGGUCCACGCUUUCACCAAGAAUGUGGGCCUGAUGAUCUGCGGCCAUGUUCGCACGGGCUCCAGAAGGCCCAACUUCAAAGAGCUGUCCAAUGACCAGACACGUUACCAGCGCUGGCUGAUGAAGAACGAGACCAAGGCAUUCUACACACCCGUGUUCGCUGAGGACAUUCGGGAGGGCACCCAGUAUCUGCUACAGGCGGCUGGCCUAGGUCGUCUGAGGCCCAACACUCUGGUGAUUGGCUUCAAGAACGACUGGAAGGACGGAGACAUGAUGAACGUUGAGACCUACAUCCAGAUGAUCCAUGAUGCUUUUGACUAUCAGUACGGUGCCGUGGUCCUCAGACUGAAGGAGGGUCUGGACGUGUCCCACAUCUCAGAACAAGAUGACCUGCUGUCGUCGCAGGAGAAAACGUCGGGGAUGAAGGAUGUGGUGGUGUCCAUCGACAUGAAGGACUCUGACGGAGACUCAUCCAAGCCCUCGUCCAAAGCCACCAGCGUCCAGAACAGCCCAGCCAUCCAGAAAGGUGACGAUGAUGAACGCAAAGCCGCAACGAAGCCGCUGUUGAGAAAAGAGAAAAGCCCCCAGACGUUGAACGUGGCCGACCAGAGGCUACUGGACGCCAGUCAGCUGUUCAAAAGGAAACAAGGCAAAGGCACUGUUGACGUGUGGUGGCUCUUUGACGACGGCGGCCUCACCCUGCUCAUCCCCUAUCUGCUCACCAACAAGAAGAAGUGGAAUGACUGCAAGAUCCGCGUCUUCAUCGGAGGCAAGAUUAACAGGAUCGACCACGACCGCAGAGCGAUGGCCACACUUCUCAGCAAGUUCAGGAUAGACUUCUCUGACAUCAAUGUACUGGGAGACAUCAACACCAAGCCCAAAAAAGAGAAUGUGACUGCCUUUGAGGAGAUGAUCGAGCCGUACCGGCUGAAGGAGGACGACAUGGAGCAGGAUACAGCAGAGGCACUGAAGGCCAGCGAGCCCUGGAGGAUCACAGACAACGAGCUGGAACUCUACAGGGCCAAGACUAAUCGUCAGAUCAGACUGAACGAACUGCUGAAGGAGCACUCGAGCACAGCCAACCUCAUUGUCAUGAGCAUGCCCCUGGCCAGAAAGGGAGCAGUAUCCAGUGCUCUCUACAUGUCCUGGUUGGAGACUCUGUCCAAGGACCUGCCUCCCCUCCUCCUGGUACGAGGCAACCACCAGAGCGUCCUCACCUUCUACUCUUAAAAUCACACACACACACGCUGCCUCUGGGACCGCCCACACCUCCUAUCCCAGUGCUAGCCCUAAGAGACACACACACACUCCAAUGAAGGUAGAAACCGUAGCCAUUUGAUGAUGAUGAUGAUGAUGAUGAAGGAUAUGGUGUUGCUCUGGAGGUCCAGCCUCUUAUGUGAAAGUGGGGGGUGGGUCGGGGGGAAGUCCACACUACUCUUUUCAAAUUGUACACAGCACACGAAAGAAGUGAACAAUUUGAAUUUACUCAAAGUUGAUUUCCUCUGGCUUGAAAGCAUCUGUUCAUGCGAUUCACACAGCGUUACUAUCAUUAUUGUUUUGAUUCAGAUUCUUCUCCAUGUCACGUUUUUAAGUUAGAUCAUUUUUGCUUUUCUCAAAGCAGCAAUAAUCACCCUCUAAUUUUUCCUUUUCUUGUGUUGGGAGAGAACCAUGCCGAAUGCUUUGCUACUCCUUUUAUAGCCUUAUGGAUGUGCCUUCCAGUUGAAAUUAGAGGAUAUAAUUAUGAAUCACUCUACCCAGAUUGAAUGGUAUGAAGAAUAUAGAUGGAUAAGUUAUUUUGUUAUUGGGUUUUAAAUGGUUUUUUUUAGGAAUGUUUUUAUGCGAGUGGAUUGUAGGAGGUGAGCAAAGAGUCUCCACUUGAUGGAACAAAAAGCUUUCUGGUGUUUAUUUCUCCUCCCUAAACGGUUUCCUAUUGUUUUCUGACCUCUGAUUUAAUUUUACUCCACAUUUGUCUUCCUUUAAGGUGUGGAAAUUAAACAGUGUUCUUAGUGCAGCACCCUCUACUUUCUAGUAGACGCAAUCAACUUCAACUCUGAAAGGUGAUUUGGUUGGUGCCCAAGAAUGGUCUCUUAACAAAGAUAUCUGCAGGUCUACACUUGGAAGGUCCAGGGGUCUUACUACCAUGCUGUCAGAAAUUACUAGACGUGGGUUUAGCUUCGGAUUAGCCUCAGCAUCUUUUGAGAGACAACUUAGUCCAGUUCUUAGUCCACGUCGGAUUUGAGUAGGUUCCCCUCAUUGACGUCUGUCUUCAUAGUGGAAUCUAUGGGCUGAAUCCUAAUUUGAGACGCUCCAAUUUUACUCAAACUUUUUGUGGAAUUUGUGUAUUGAUGUCUAAAGGAGACUUGAAAGUCUGAGUUGGUAAUUCAUAUCUCAAGUUAGGACUCUGCCCCUCAGGUCCCCCACAUUGGAGUGACUACAAAGGAACCGGUCUAGCCCUUACAACCGAAUUAAGACUUUGCCUUAACUUUGCUGAGUGUCUUUGUUCAGAGUUUGAGUUAGUUCCGUGUUCAAAAGAGGGGAAAUUGUAGGUAGAAGCUAUGGAUUAGCAUGUUUCAAGAGGGAACUGAUACAUGUCUCUAUGCAGAUGAGCUGUAAUCAUUACUUGUUAUAAAAGCCCAUACAUGGUUUAUUUGAAAGGUUCCACUGUCCCUCAGUUCAUUUUUGGACCAUUUAGGCUGGUCCUUAAACCUAUUGUCAGCCCACUUUGCCAUUGUUCCGGGAGAGUAAAAAUUGUAGUCAUAAGGCCGACCAUGUCAUUGCCCCGCUCUUACCUAGUUCUCAUCAUUUUAUGCAAUUAAAAAAGUUUUUUUUGGGCAGGAGGCUUGGGUCAGUUGAAUGUAAAUCUGAUUAACACUAAAGUGGGAGUUGAUGAAGGGAUGGUCUCUUUCUGUUGCUUUUAUUUUCAACAAGCUACAGGUUUUUUAGAUUUCAGUCCCACAUGGAAAUCCACAUGCAGUGUGCUUUGCAUUUCAGGUUCAUUGUACUAUUACCACCCACACGACUGCAUCUCCCCAUUCUGUGUUCUUUAUCUAGACCAUGACUACGCCAUGUGAUUAUGAAUGAAUAUAUAUAUAUAUAUAAUCUCGUAUGUAUGUGUGUAUAUAUAUAUAUACACACUAGUGUAUCAAAAAUAUCUCUCAAAUGUGCAAAGCAUGUCAUUAUCUUUUCUUCUUUCUUUUUUUUUUAUGGUUGGGGGAUUGUAAAUCUUUUUAGAAACCAGAUGGUACAAUCUUACUAACCAAGAUCUGUUCUGUGUACUGGUGUGUAAAGCACUCAACCCUCAGUUACUGUUACAAAGCGACAAUGUUACAAACAAAAACACGGGUUACUCUACAUUUUAUAUUUAAAUAUAUGAAUAAGAAAAGAUGUAUCAAUCCAACCGGGCGGGGCUCUUUGUCAUUGAUGUCACGUAAAAAUACAAAAAAACUUGCUAUCGAUAUGUCACAACCAAAUAAGGUGCGUUCUUUUUUUUUAUUGAUGUGAGGAGUGUAAUACUGUAACAUCCUAAUCAAUGUCAUUAUUUAGCAGGAACUUGACACUACUGUGCUCUAUCCAAGAGACCAAAACAUGUCGCCUGCAACUGGUAUCCACGCCAUGUUGAGACGUCUUCAUCCUCUUUGUAACCAAAGCCCCCCCCCCUCCCAUCUGUCUUGAGUUGUGAGCCAUGACAAUGGAUGAAGAAAAGCAUUAGUCAAAAAUUCUCAUGACUCAGAACCCUUAGUUCACACUGUAACUCGAAGAAAAACUAACAUGUAAAUAAAAGUAGUAGUCUAACUAGGUAAAUUAAGGGAGUAGAAUAUUAAUGGCAAGUUAAUAUGGAGAAAGAUAUAUAUUUAUUUUAGUUUAGAAUUCUCCAAGUUUUUUUUCUUUUUGUUUUAAAUUAAUUUGCAUGUUAAUUUUUGCGUUUUGAUCAACAACAAAAAAUCAGUUUCUCUUUUUCAGUCUGGACAUUUCUAUCUUUUAUAUGCCUUUGAACGAAAAGUUGUGUUGACAAAGCAGUUUAAAGAUGUUUUCUCCUGCUCUUCCAUCUGGGUAGAUGUGAUCUACCUAGCUGGUUGAAACAGUAAUGUUUGAUAUACUGUACUGUUAACUGUCACAUGUUUUUUUUCUAACAUUUUAACAUUUAAGGUUACCAAUACUUUGUACAUCUAUUGCAAUAAAUAAAUUAAAUGAAUCAAUCAUUA
Molecule: messenger RNA, 6962 nt
Organism: Salvelinus sp. IW2-2015
Lineage: Eukaryota; Metazoa; Chordata; Actinopteri; Salmoniformes; Salmonidae
Gene: slc12a2
Product: solute carrier family 12 member 2
Biological process (GO): chloride transmembrane transport; sodium ion homeostasis; chloride ion homeostasis
Cellular component (GO): apical plasma membrane
Molecular function (GO): sodium:potassium:chloride symporter activity; ammonium channel activity
Source: RefSeq, a predicted model, not a curated record